GCUCUGAUCACAUCCGAACAAUCAAACAUAACUGACGUAGGCUAUACUUCAUCGUCUUUCACCUCUCAAAUGAUUUAAGAGAUUUUUCAUAAUCUCUCUGAUUUCUAUCAUUCGUUUUAUUAUCCUUAUAAUCUCGUCAUAUUUUGCGUUCAUGACAUGGUCGGAUAUUUGACAUUUUAGUUUGAUAUUCAAAACAGGCGGCUGUUUAGCGGUUAGACAAGUACGUAGAUUUACUCACCUAUGUCAAAUCGGUAUUGUUUUGACUCCCGGGAGAUUCAUAUGAGCGCUCCGCCAGUGAUCCGACCGCCAAGUCCCCUGUCCCCGGGGUCCAAUGGCAUAUCUUUCCAGAUACAGAUCGGGUUGAGCCGCGAGCCUGUUCUUUUGGACUCUGUCGACUUCAGCCUCGCUCAGGUCCGGGAGAUGGCAUGCUCCAUCGUGGACCAGAAGUUACCCGAGUGUGGCUUCUAUGGGAUGUAUGACAAGAUCCUGCUGUUCCGCCACGACCCAGGCUCAGAGAACAUCCUCCAGUUGGUGAAAUGUGCUACAGACAUCACAGAGGGAGACCUGGUUGAGGUGGUCCUGUCAGCCUCUGCCACAGUGGAGGACUUCCAGAUCCGUCCCCAUGGCUUGUUUGUCCACUCCUACCGGUCCCCUGCCUUCUGUGACCACUGUGGAGAGAUGCUGUGGGGCCUGGUGAGACAGGGUCUUAAGUGUGAAGGUUGUGGUCUGAACUAUCACAAGCGCUGUGCCUUUAAAAUCCCAAAUAACUGCAGUGGUAUCCGCAAGCGGAGGUUGUCCAAUGUCUCUCUGACCGGCUUGACCACACUGACCACCACACGGUCCAAUGAACCUUCGCCUUUCACCUCCGACGAGGCCUUACUGUCUCCUGUCAGUCCCGGCAUGGAGCAGAAGACACAGACAGACUUCUUUUCUGGCAGAGAGAGAAGGUCCUCUUCCUACAUCGGCCGGCCUAUAGAGUUAGACAAAAUCCUCCUGUCCAAAGUUAAGGUCCCUCACACCCUCGUCAUCCACUCCUACACACGCCCCACCGUCUGCCAGCACUGCAAGAAGCUACUCAAGGGCCUGUUCCGUCAGGGCCUGCAAUGCAAAGAUUGCAAAUUCAACUGUCAUAAACGAUGUGCGCCCAAAGUGCCAAACAACUGCCUUGGAGAAGUGUCUAAAACUGAAGAUCUGCUGAGCUCAGGGGCGGAGUCUGAUGUGGGGAUUGGGGAGGGUUGUGACGACCACGACAGUGACAUGAACAGUGGUCUGAUGGAUGACAUGGAGGAGGCCAUAGUGCCUGACUCGGGCCUGUUGGAGGCUUGCCAUGGGGAAUUGGGAGACCUCCAUGACCCAGAGGAUGACUGCAACAGGGCUAUAAGCCCAUCUACUAGCAACAACAUCCCACUUAUGCGAGUGGUCCAGUCAGUCAAAAACACCAAGAGGAAAAGUAGCAAUAUCAUGAAGGAAGGUUGGCUAGUGCACUUCAGCAGCAAAGACACUCUGAGGAAAAGACACUACUGGAGGCUGGACAGCAAAUGCAUCACCCUUUUCCAGAAUGACACAGGCAGCAAAUACUACAAGGAAAUUCCGUUGUCAGAGGUGUUGUCUCUGGACCCAGCGAAGACCUUCAACCUGCUGUCUGAGGGCUCAAACGCCCACUGCUUUGAGAUCGCCACGGGCAGCCUGGUCUACUACGUAGGGGAGAACCUGGCGAGGCCGGAGGGCCCGGGGAGCAUGUCGGCCCACAGCAGUAUGCUGGUCAGCGGGGUCGGGCCGGAUGUGGCCAGGAUGUGGGAGAUGGCCAUCCAGCAUGCCCUCAUGCCGGCCAUCUCUAAAGGACUGUCACACGGGUCACGUCACAGUGGCCACAAGGAUGUUUCAAUCAGUAUUUCAGUGUCCAACUGCCAGAUUCAAGAGAAUGUGGAUAUCAGCUCAGUGUAUCAGAUAUUCCCGGAUGAAGUCCUUGGAUCGGGCCAAUUUGGGAUUGUUUAUGGAGGAAAGCACCGAAAAACUGGCCGGGAUGUAGCAAUUAAGAUCAUUGACAAGUUACGCUUCCCCACCAAGCAGGAGAGCCAGCUACGCAAUGAGGUCGCCAUCCUUCAGAACCUGCACCACCCUGGGGUAGUGAACCUGGAGUGCAUGUUUGAGACGCCGGAGCGCGUCUUCGUUGUCAUGGAGAAGCUCCACGGAGACAUGCUGGAGAUGAUCCUGUCCAGUGAGAAGGGGAGGCUGCCUGAACGCAUCACCAAGUUCUUCGUCUCACAGAUUCUUCAGGCUCUUCGUCAUCUCCACUUCAAGAAUAUCGUCCACUGUGACCUCAAACCAGAAAACGUUUUACUGGCGUCCGCAGACGCUUUUCCACAAGUGAAGUUGUGCGACUUUGGCUUUGCCCGCAUCAUUGGAGAGAAGUCUUUCCGCCGGUCAGUGGUGGGCACUCCGGCCUACCUGGCCCCUGAGGUCCUGAGGAAUAAAGGCUACAACCGCUCCCUGGACAUGUGGUCUGUGGGGGUCAUCAUCUACGUCAGCCUCAGCGGCACCUUCCCCUUCAACGAGGACGAGGACAUUCACGACCAGAUCCAGAAUGCUGCCUUCAUGUACCCGCCCAACCCCUGGAAGAAGGUGUCCCAGGAAGCAAUUGACCUCAUUAAUAACUUGCUGCAAGUCAAGAUGAGGAAGCGCUACAGCGUGGACAAGUCGCUCAGCCAUGCCUGGCUACAGGACUACCAAAUGUGGCUGGACCUACGUGGCCUAGAAUGGAAGAUGCACGAGCGCUACGUCACGCAUGAGAGCGAUGACACCCGCUGGGAACGCCACGCUGAGCAGCACGGCCUGACGUACCCCGCCCACCUCGUCAACCCACACGCCGACGUUAGCGAGGGGGUAGAGCCUGACCACGAGUCAGAGGAGGUGGACUCCAUGGCGGCCCUCAGCGACAGAGUCAGCGUGAUGUGAAUACUGUAAAUGCAGGGAUACUGUCCCCUUAAGAGUCAACGUGCUGUAGUACUGAACACUGCUGCCUCUGCCCCCUUAAGAGCCGUCUCACUCCCUCCACAACACAACUAACUGACUGACUGACUGACUGACUGAGCCCUCCAUUCCCAGCCAGCAGCUAGGGGCUCAAUAUCCAAACUCUGCCUUUAAACUAACUGCCUAACUAACAAAUAAUCCAAUUUCUAAUUGUCUGUAUAUGAGUCAAUCAGGUGUAUUGCCUCCCUGCCUCAUGAAAGACAAUCUAACUUCUUAUACUGUAAAACUCUGGGUGUGAAGGAUCAUCCAGGUGUACUGUAUGUUAAGUCAACAGCAGCAAACAAUCACCCCCAAAAAGCCAGCUAAACGAUUUAGUCAAAACCAAAAUGAGAUGUGUUUCACUGUGAUUGGGUGCGACCCAACGAGACAGCUCAGGACUAACCUUAGCGGUAUUAAGAGUGAGAACUGAUACUAUUAUUACUCAAGUUUUAUCUCACUCUUGAAUGUACCUUUAUAUGAUGACAUGAUAAGAAUUCACAGAAAACCAGUAUAGCCAGAAAUGGUGGAAAGACAAAGACAGAGAGGGAGAUAGAGAGCGGACGCUGUCGGCUUCAAGAGUGUGGAGGCAAAAUCCUGAGGCCUGGAUACAGAGAAACAGUGAAUGUAGAAUACCUGUAAGCAUUUGUUCUCAUCAUGAGCUAGCUGCUUUUCUAGUCUAUAGUGUUGAAAUGUGUUCAUGAUGUGAUGCUGAAUGUUGCGUAUGUGGCUACUGUACAGUAUGUGUGUGCUCUUUGCGCGAUUGCAACCAGCCUUUAAUGCAUUUUUGCCUACAGGGAAUACAUUAUUUUCUCUGGCUACACAUUUAAAUAAAUAUAUUUCAAAGCUGA
Oncorhynchus keta (chum salmon) is the source of this 3857-nucleotide messenger RNA. Its product is annotated as serine/threonine-protein kinase D1-like. The transcript is spliced from 19 exons. Bases 241 to 2955 code for a protein of 904 amino acids. The record is from RefSeq and is a predicted model, not a curated record. Gene Ontology annotation, biological process: protein phosphorylation. Gene Ontology annotation, molecular function: protein serine/threonine kinase activity; ATP binding. Lineage: Eukaryota; Metazoa; Chordata; Actinopteri; Salmoniformes; Salmonidae.